Messenger RNA from Globicephala melas (long-finned pilot whale), 1793 nucleotides. RefSeq names its product NACHT, LRR and PYD domains-containing protein 14. Lineage: Eukaryota; Metazoa; Chordata; Mammalia; Artiodactyla; Delphinidae. Gene Ontology annotation, molecular function: protein binding. The record is from RefSeq and is a predicted model, not a curated record. Gene Ontology annotation, cellular component: cytoplasm. Gene Ontology annotation, biological process: regulation of inflammatory response.
AUGACAGAUUUGUCAUCUUCCUCCUUCUUUUCUGAUUUGGGGCUGCUACUGUAUUUGGAGGAGCUAAACAAAGAGGAAUUAAAUAGAUUCAAGUCACUCCUAAAGAGUGAGACCACGGGACCUGGAUCCUGCAGGAUACCCUGGUCUGAAGUGAAGAAGGCCAAGCGGGAGGAUUUGGCUAACUUGAUGAACAAGUACCAUCCAGGAGAGCAGGCCUGGGGGGUGGCUCUCAAAAUCUUUGGCAAGAUGAACCUGAAGGAUCUGUGUGAGAGAGCAAACGCAGAGAUCAACUGGACAGCCCAGACGAGACCAGAGGACACUGGGGCCAGAGAGGUACAAGGUGAUCAGGAAGCAGUGCUGGGUGAUGGAGCAGAAUACAGAGUUCAAAUAAGGGAAACAUUUUGCAUCAUGUUAGAUAAGAACCAUUUGCUUGGAGAAUCUGAAAACUUCUGUCAUGAAAUUGCUCAGGAAGGCCGAGAACUGUUGGAACGUUUGUUUGAUGAGGAUGUCAGAACAGGUGAGCAGCCUGUUCUGCUGAUCCUUCAGGGGGCUGAGGGAGUUGGGAAGACAACCUUGGUGAGAAUGGUGAUGUUAGACUGGGCACAGGGCAGCCCCUACCAGCAGAAAUUCACCUAUGUUUUUUAUCUCAAUGCAAGAGAAAUGAACCAGUUGAGAGAGAGAAGCUUUGCUCAAAUGAUAUCAAAGGACUGGCCCUGCACAGAAGGCCCCAUUGAAAGGAUUCUGUCCCAGCCGAGUAGUCUCCUUUUUAUUACUGAUAGUUUUGAUGAACUGAACUUUGCCUUUGAGGAACCUGAGUGUGUGCUGUGUACAGACUGGACCCAGGUACACCCCAUGUCCUUCCUCAUGAGUAGUUUGCUGAGAAAAGUGAAGCUCCCUGAGUCGUCCUUAUUGGUGACGACAAAACUCACAGCUUCUUGGAAUCAAUCCAGCGACCUAACUGCGGUUUGUUGCCGAAAUAUCUCUAAGGCUCUCAUCAGAAGCCAAAGCUUGUUAUCUCUGAAUCCAUCAACGAAUAAUCUCUUGGAUGACAGAGUGAAGAUGUCGUGUGAGGCCUUAAUGCAUCCAACGUGUAACCUAGAGAGAUUAUCCUUAGAAAGCUGUGGGCUCACGGUAGCUGGCUGUGAGGAUCUCUCUGUGGCUCUCAUCAGCAGUAAAAGGCUGACACGUUUAUGCUUGGUGGACAGUGUCUUGGGAGAUAGUGGAGUAAAGCUUAUGAGUGAUGCCUUGAAACAUGCAGAGUGCACUCUACAGAGCCUUGUAAUCUUUAAUGAUAAUGAAGAUGAUGAGGAUGAUGAUAUUAAUAAUCGCCAUUUAUUUUGUCCUGACUUUGUGCUGGGCCCUGCGCAAAAUUUGUUUAGCCUGAACGGAAGUACCUAUUGGUGUCAGAUUGGCCACCUGAGUUCUAAGUGCCUCACUGAACAGUUGAUUGUCACAUCUGUAAACACCAAGGUGAUUGAACUCUUGGAUCCAAUAAGCACCUGUACUUCCUCUGGGAAAAUAGUGAUGGGCUGUGUUCUCAUUAGUGCAUGUUGUCUGGAUCUGUCUUCUGCUAUUUUGAACAACCCAAACCUGAAGAGCCUGGACCUUGGGAACAAUGACCUGCAGGAUGAUGGAGUAAGAAUUCUGUUUGAGGCUUUGAGACAUCCAAACUGCAAUAUUCAGAGGCUUGGGUAACGUGGAUUGGAACGCAUUAAAAUUCCUCUCAUUAAGAGCAAUGGGAAAAACUUUUUUUCAGGAGUGACUGAAAGAAUUCAGGCCAAAGGUAAACGAGU